GGACGAUAGAUAAAGUAGCAAACGUAAACAAACGAUGGCAGCCGGACCGAUUGCAGAGCGAAAUCAAGAUGCAACGAUUUACGUCGGAGGUUUGGACGAUAAAGUCUCGGAAUCCCUGCUGUGGGAGCUGUUUGUCCAGGCAGGACCUGUGGUAAAUGUCCAUAUGCCAAAGGACCGAGUAACUCAGAUGCAUCAGGGCUAUGGAUUUGUGGAGUUUCUUGGUGAGGAGGAUGCUGACUAUGGCAUAAAAAUCAUGAAUAUGAUUAAAUUGUACGGGAAGCCCAUCCGAGUGAACAAAGCAUCGGCUCAUCAGAAGAAUCUCGAUGUAGGAGCCAAUAUUUUCAUUGGAAAUCUCGAUACGGAAGUUGAUGAGAAGCUCCUGUACGACACAUUCUCCGCAUUUGGAGUAAUUCUGCAGACUCCAAAGAUUAUGCGUGAUCCAGAGACGGGGAAUUCCAAGGGCUUUGCAUUUAUUAACUUUGCCAGCUUCGAGGCAUCUGAUGCUGCGAUGGAUGCCAUGAAUGGGCAGUACCUCUGCAAUCGCCCCAUUUCCGUGUCUUAUGCAUUCAAGAAGGAUUCCAAAGGGGAGCGACACGGAUCAGCUGCUGAACGUCUUCUGGCUGCUCAGAAUCCCCUUUCACACGCCGAUCGUCCACAUCAGCUCUUUGCGGACGCACCAGUGCCGCCGAUGAUGCCAAUGGGACCCGGAAUGAUGGGAGCAAUGAUUCCCCCGCCUCUGAUUGCACCGCCCCCACCACCGGUGCCGCCACCAAAUGCUCCAUUCCCAUCGAGUGUUCCUCCACCACCUUUGCCCCCCAUGCAGCCGCCUAUUCCGCCUUCACAGCCACCACUUCCGCCUACCCCGAUGGGAGUUCCACCGGCACCGCGGAUGAUGCCACAGCAGCCACCAUGGGCACAAAAUCCAGCACCAGGAACAGGCUUUCCCGGUGGGGCAUUUCCGCCUGCUCCGCCUCCACCAGGGCCUGCUCCUCCGCCACCGCCGAAUUUUCCCCGAAUGCCGCCUCCACCUCAAACCAAUCUUCCCAGGCCACCAUUUCCUCCAAGGGGCUUGCCGCCCCCGCCUCCAGCCAAUUUCAGCAGCGAUACAUUCAAUACUUUUUAAUUAUAACCAUCUUUUAAUUUAAUAAAGGAUUUCGCGUCUAA
This is a messenger RNA of Lutzomyia longipalpis, 1164 nucleotides long. It is a transcript of the gene Spx, whose product is annotated as splicing factor 3B subunit 4. Gene Ontology annotation, biological process: positive regulation of mRNA splicing, via spliceosome. Gene Ontology annotation, molecular function: RNA binding. NCBI's taxonomy places the organism in Eukaryota, Metazoa, Arthropoda, Insecta, Diptera, Psychodidae. The coding region runs from base 35 to 1123 and encodes 362 amino acids. The record is from RefSeq and is a predicted model, not a curated record. The transcript has 3 exons. Gene Ontology annotation, cellular component: U12-type spliceosomal complex; nucleolus.